Xyrauchen texanus (razorback sucker) is the source of this 3815-nucleotide messenger RNA. Its product is annotated as transmembrane 9 superfamily member 1-like. NCBI's taxonomy places the organism in Eukaryota, Metazoa, Chordata, Actinopteri, Cypriniformes, Catostomidae. Bases 382 to 2217 code for a protein of 611 amino acids. The record is from RefSeq and is a predicted model, not a curated record. The transcript has 9 exons. Gene Ontology annotation, biological process: protein localization to membrane. Gene Ontology annotation, cellular component: membrane.
UUGUGCUGGGGCUGUUUUCUAGGUGUUCGAACGGAUGCGAAAUAUUUGAUAUGAUUGAACCUGAACUUAAAGAUGUGCAUUACAUAUAGAAGGGGAAAGCUGAAGCAGGCGCAGAUGUUAUGUUGUAGCCCCGCCCACCCCGGAAAAUUGUAAAUGAAGAAAUUUAAAUUUUUAAGGUGACGUGGAUUCGUCUGUAGUGCUGCUCGCAACCUUUAGGCAAUUUCUUCGAUUAAAAAGCAAAGAUCGGAUUCUCCCUGCGCAUCCUUCCCAGCAAUGUCCAGAUAUGAUACUACACACACACGCGCGUGUUGUUGACUGGAUUUUGAAAAGAAAGCAGCGAUUCUGAGGAAUCCGAGGAAAGCACAUGAAACAGGUGUUGUCAUGACAACGAGACUGGAAUGUUCAGGCCCGCGAGUUGCUGGUCGAUCCAUGAGUCUCUGUGUGCUGGUUCUGUGCCUGCUGCCUCGCUUUGGCUGGGCAGUCAGUUACAAGCAGGGAGAUCCAGUGAUCCUUUAUGUUAAUAAAGUUGGUCCAUAUCACAACCCCCAGGAAACCUAUCACUAUUACACCCUGCCAGUAUGUAGACCUAAAGAGGUCCGUCAUAAACCCUUGAGUCUGGGAGAGGUGUUGGAUGGAGAUCGUAUGGCGGAAUCUCUUUAUAACAUCCGCUUCGGGGAAAACACUGAGCGACAGACACUGUGCAAGCUCACUCUCUCUGAGAAAGAGGUGGACCAGUUACGAGAGGCGAUUGAGGAGCUGUAUUACUUUGAGUUUGUCCUAGAUGACAUUCCCAUCUGGGGUUUUGUGGGAUACAUGGAAGAGAGUGGAUUCCUGCCUCAUAGUCACAAGGUGGGGUUGUGGACCCACUUGGACUUUAACAUAGAGUACAACGGUGACUCUGUAAUCUUUGCCAACGUGUCUGUGAAGGAUGUGAAACCAGUGCCAUUAGAGGAAGGUGGUGUAGGGGCAGGCCAUGGUGCUGGUGGCGGCAGUGGUGACCUAUCUGUCACCCACACCUACAGCGUGCACUGGUUUGAGACCUCGUUGCCCCACUCACGGCGGGCAGUUCGCCUUAGAGACUAUUCCUUUUUUCCUAAGACUCUGGAGAUCCAUUGGCUGUCCAUAAUUAACUCCCUGGUGCUGGUGGUGCUUCUGCUGGGAUUCGUCAUCAUCAUUCUCAUGAGGGUGCUGAAGAAUGAUUUUGCCAGGUAUAAUGUGGAGGAGGAUGUGGGCUGUGAUGACCUAGAUCAGGGGGAUUAUGGCUGGAAAAUCAUCCACACAGAUGUAUUUCGCUUCCCACCAUAUAAGAGCCUGCUGUGUGCGAUAUUAGGGGUCGGUGCACAGUUUUUGACUCUGGCCACAGGAAUCAUCAUCAUGGCACUUCUGGGAAUGUUUAAUGUCCAUCGUCAUGGUGCUAUAAACUCGGCAGCAAUUGUAUUGUACGCUCUGACCAGCUGUGUGUCAGGUUACUGUUCCUGUAGCUUCUACACACAGAUUCAGGGCCAGCGCUGGGUCUGGAACAUUAUCCUUACUUCUGUGCUAUUCUCUGCUCCUCUCCUUUUCACUUGGAGUGUGGUGAACUCUGUUCAUUGGUGGAGCGGAUCAACUCAAGCCCUGCCUGCCACCACGGUGCUUCUGUUGCUAGGUGCCUGGGUGCUGGUGGGCUUCCCCCUCACCGUCAUAGGUGGAAUCGUCGGAAAGAACAGAGUAGGCACCUUCCAGGCCCCGUGUCGCACGCGCAACAUACCCCGCCAGAUCCCCAAGCAGCCCUGGUACAAACACACGGCCGUGCACAUGGCCAUCGGAGGGUUCCUGCCGUUCAGUGCCAUCUCAGUAGAACUUUACUACAUCUUUGCCACCGUGUGGGGUCGUGAGCACUACACUCUCUAUGGCAUCCUGCUGUGUGUCUUUGCCAUCCUGCUCUCCGUGGGCGCCUGCAUCUCUGUGGCCCUCACCUACUUCCUGCUCUCAGGCGAGGACUAUCGCUGGUGGUGGCGAAGUGUUCUGAGCACCGGCUCCACCGGCAUCUUUAUAAUGGUUUACUCUCUCUUCUACUACCACAAUCGCUCUAGCAUGAGUGGCCUUGUACAGAGCGUUGAAUUCUUUGGAUAUUCCUUGCUUACUGCAUUUGUUUUCUCACUCAUGUUGGGAACGGUCUCCUUCUGGGCUUCUCUGGCUUUUAUCUGUUAUAUCUACCGUAGCCUUAAGAUGGACUAAUGGGUGGAAGCUGUCACUUCCUCUCGACUGCCCCAAAUGGGAAAGAUCAAGAGACUCAUGGACCAAGUACUAACGGAGCCCUGUGUGUGCAGGUUUUGUGAUGACUUAUAUUAAACUAUCAAACUGUUUCUGAUGCCAAUUUAAAGGGCGAGUUCAUCCAAAAUGAUAAUUCUGUCAUAAUUUACUCAACCUUAUGUUGUUACAACCCAUAUGGCUUGCUUUCUUGCAUAGAACUCAAAAGAAGACACUUACCAGAAUUUCCAAUGUCUUCAUACAGUACAAUAAAAAUGGAUGAGUAACAGUGGCUUGGAAUUCUGCUGAAAACUACCUUUGUAUGUUACACUAGAUAGUUAUACAGGUUUAAAAUGACAUGAGGGUGAGUAAAUAUUGACAGCAUUUUCAUAGUUGAGUUCACUAUCCCUUUAAUAGGGAGCAGACAAAAGUGACUGACAAACGACUACAUUUAAUAUUUGAUUUUCAUAGGGUGACCUAAUACUUAAAAUGCACACAGAUACAUAGUUGCCAGAUAAAAUACCAUAGUAUUUGAGGUUUUGCUGAGCCGGAAAAUUUUGGAUCCUUUAAAUGUUGCCUACAAUAUAUCCAAGCCAAAAAAGACUUGGAUCUUAGAUUAUGUUCAAGAAAAUAUUGUGAAUCCAAAAAUGAUUACAUGUAAAAUUCAAAUACUGGGGGUAGAGGUAGACGAUAUAUCGUUUUUUUGGAACUAUUGUUAUCGGCUAAAAUCUAUAUAUUUUUUUCAUCAUUUCAAAAUAAGAGUCCCCGGUGUGUUUCGGGUUUGUUUAUACUCGGAAGUCCCGUGUUAUGCACCAAAUUCCGUACCUGCCAUAGUAAGAUUUUUUUUUGACAUUAUAUAAAUCGAUUUUAAUAACUAUCAGCCAAUUAAUAGGUUAUCUGCCUUUCCCACCACCUUAAGUUAACAUUAUGGGCAAAAUCCACUAUUGGUCGACCUCUAAUUGUGGUGAAAGGGCAGGAAUCAGAGGCCUUUAUAAGUAGUCUUGUUCACCAGAUCAUUGACACAAAAGCACUUAUACUGCAGGCAAAUUUACUGAAGAUGAAUAUAUGUUGAUGUCGGAUUAUGGAAGGGACAUAUAUUUGCGGUAAAGAGAUGUCAGAUUGUGUGCAAUGUACACAUGUUUGACCAUAAGAGCAUAUUGAAGGACAAUUUUGAGUGAGAAGUGAGAAUUUGUUUUCAGAAGCAAUACAAUGCUCUUAAGUCUCUUUUUAACGGUGAUCUGUUAAAUUGUAAAUAUUAGUUUUCAAUAGUUAUUUUGUUACAGUAAAAUAAAUGUUGUUGAAAAGAAACAACGGUUGGGUUUAUAUUAUCAAUGUGUGAAACCUAAAAUGGCAAACAGAUUGAAAAUUCAUGGUCACGCACACAAUGCUUUUUGGCCCAUAUUCUCAUAUACUUAAAGGGCAAAUUGUCAUUUAAAUCAACCUGUAGUUCCAAACCCAUAUGUCUCUCUGCCAACACCAACACCAGAGACUUUCAUAGUAAGGAAAAGAUACACUGAAAGUGAAUGGUGAUUGAGGCAGUCAGUCCCCAACAUUCUGCCUAAAAUAUUUUGAGAAAUAAAAUAAAA